UCUCUGGAGAGCGGGGAAGCUGAAUUCCCGAAGAUUCCCACAUCGAUGAAAGCCAAGCCAAGCCACCUGACCAGCAGCAUGUCCACCUCGUUGCGAGUAAGCCCGUCCAUCCAUGGCUACCACUUCGACACAGCCUCACGUAAGAAAGCUGUGGGCAACAUCUUUGAAAACAUAGACCAAGAAGCAUUACAGAGGCUUUUUAAAAACUCUGGGGACAAGAAAGCGGAGGAGAGAGCUAAGAUCAUUUUUGCCAUAGAUCAAGAUCUGGAGGAGAAAACACGAGCCCUGAUGGCUUUGAAGAAGAGGACGAAAGACAAGCUUUUCCAGUUUCUGAAACUGCGGAAAUAUUCCAUCAAAGUUCACUGAAGACCAGAGGAUGGAUAAGGACAUUAUCCAAGAGCAGACAUUUAAAGACCAAGCGAGUCUGUGAGACCCUAAUGUGCACAGCAUCCCCGUUGCUGCCUUGUAAGUUUCUCUUCCAUCAGGACUCCGGGGCUUGGAGGCAGGAAAGAAAGAGAAUGAACUGGUUACAAAGACUCCAACUAAUUUCACUUCUGUACUAUUACAGUGGAGAGGGAAAAGCUUUCAGCAAGGAUUGGAAAGCUCUCCCUGCAGAAAAGGACUGAUGCUGAUGUCAGGAGGAGAGCCUGGACAGACAUGAUGAGAACUGAAACUGAAGAUAACAGAUGCCUGGGGAAGAAUGGCAGCCAGGGUCUCCUUGUCAGGCCCUAGGACUUAAACUUAACCUGAACUUUUUUUCCUUAACCAAAUUGGAUAGGGGGAGGGCAGAGGGAGAGGGGGAACAGGAGAGAGAAUUCCAUGCUGCAAUUGUUUACUGAAUUUUUUAUUUGAAUGUUCAAAGAGUUGCCAAGCUUCAAUGUUGUCUAUCGGUAGAUUUUUUCAGAGAUCAGUAAUUGAUUAUUUAUUUGCAUUUAUUAUAAUGCCUUAAAAAGUGCACCACAUGGGUGUAAGUCCAAAUUCAAGGAACUGCAGUAUUUUCAGCAGCUCGGUGAAAGCUGUAUGCCACCUUCUGGUUUGUAAGGGGUUUUUAUGCAUUUCAAACUGGUUGACCAAAAAAUAAUGGGGUCCUUCAUAAAUCUGAAGUACUGUGAACAAAUUUUAUAGUUUUUUUAUCUUCUAACUAAUGUUAAAAUAUAAUCUAAAUUUCUUACAGUUACUGCAAUAAACAUUAGGAAGUGAAUAUGAUACACUUAAUAGUUUAUAAAGAUGCUAUGGUUUCUAUAAUUUAUUAUUCAUGACAAAUGGUAUACAACCUUAAUAAAUUAUUAUAAACUUA
Hippopotamus amphibius kiboko is the source of this 1297-nucleotide messenger RNA. It is a transcript of the gene TCIM, whose product is annotated as transcriptional and immune response regulator. The coding region runs from base 46 to 366 and encodes 106 amino acids. Gene Ontology annotation, cellular component: nucleus; cytosol. NCBI's taxonomy places the organism in Eukaryota, Metazoa, Chordata, Mammalia, Artiodactyla, Hippopotamidae. The transcript has a single exon. Gene Ontology annotation, molecular function: Notch binding. The record is from RefSeq and is a predicted model, not a curated record. Gene Ontology annotation, biological process: negative regulation of Notch signaling pathway; endothelial cell activation involved in immune response.